Molecule: messenger RNA, 835 nt
Organism: Loa loa (African eye worm)
Lineage: Eukaryota; Metazoa; Nematoda; Chromadorea; Rhabditida; Onchocercidae
Exons: 4
Coding region: 1-618 (205 amino acids)
Biological process (GO): regulation of transcription by RNA polymerase II
Cellular component (GO): core-binding factor complex; nucleus
Molecular function (GO): transcription coactivator activity; sequence-specific DNA binding
Source: RefSeq, a predicted model, not a curated record
AUGGAAGAAAAAACGAAGGAAGCAGAGGAGGAGGAUGAAAACACGCAACGGCAAGAUAAUGCUGGUGAUAUUGGUGGUAGAAUGGGCGGGGCCGCGAUCUCACCCGCUAUUGUUGCCGCCGCCAGAUAUGCGGUCAUGGUUGCGGCUGUCGUCCAGCAAAUGCGGUGUUGUAUGACCGCGGUGGUAAAUAAUCAGCUCCAGAAAUUCGAAACUGACCCGGAAAUCAGGCAGCUUAUCGGUCCAUCACAAAUAGCUUUUGCUGGAUUACCGCAUGCACCACCGGUGGAACGACGUAACGCAUUAUUGCAAAGUUGUACUGAUCGGCAACAGCCUCGUUUGCUCAUCACAUUCACACAGUUUGGUUAUAACAGUGAUUUUCCCUUAUCUUCUUGUACAGUUGGCCAAGAGGAGAUAACUUUUGAAAGCCGGUUCAUCCUAAACGGUGUCUGCGUAAUUUUACGUGGUAUCCUGAAUCGUGAAUUGAUGACAGGUUCUAGCACCUUACAGUUUGAUGAAGAAAAGGCUGCCGAAGAGGAGCUUCGUCGACAACAGGCAAUGCAGCAAUACGGUGAUCGGAUACAGGCUAUUCGACAAAGGUUUAAUUUGCCGCAAAGUUGAUUGACUGCGAAUGAAAAAAUGACCUUGUUUACUUGAAAUUUAACUGUUAUCCUUUUGCAGAUCUCCUCAGGUUUAUGCUUUUUUGUCUACGCGAUAUUAUCAUCAUAUCUAUGCUUCUUUAAUUGUCCUUAGUUAUAUAGCAAUGUUCAUUUUUUGGAUGCUGGAAUUUAUCUCAGCUGAUGAUGUAAUUAGUUUAAUUAUGUUUUUUACUGCAGAG